UAUCUCCCCUCGUAUAGAGAAGAGGUCACCGAGGUUUCUGACAAAGUUACCUUCGCUCUACUUUCUUUGCCCUUCUUUUGGUGCUUAUCUGUCCCACCAAUAGAUAUUCCCCCCACACGAUUAAUAUUUAUUUUCCCCCGACUUCUUACUAUACGACCCGUUUAAACAUGUUGACACGGGUGCAUUGAUUGCUGGCCAAUUUUUCUAGUCUUGAUAAUGGAAGCGGUUCUAUUAGAAGCAGUGAUCAUUAUUUAGCCGGGAUGAUUCCAUGGCCAUACUGUAUUUCACCCACGGUUGGAUUAUUAGUCUUCGGACUGGAGCUGGAAAUUGGACUCAGGUAGCACCAUGGCGUCGCACAAGUCUGAGAGCGGUCGAAUACCGCGAUUAAAGGACCUUGCGUCCCAGUCGCGAAACGCACCACUGCCUGUUAUCAAUGCAUCGGCGAGAGUUGCUAAUUCCUCAAUUUCGCUGUCAUCAGCACUGCGCAUGACAAGGCCUACAAACAUUAGAACCGGGGCCAACAAGGGGUCAUCUCUAUCCCACACUGAUUCAGGUCAUCCUGUAGCACCAUCGAAGCCUCCUAAAAUACCCUCUACGCACAAUGCUCGCUCGUUGUUACCUCCACGAGCAGCUACGCAUCCGCUGCCGUCAGUAGCUCGCUCUACCCCAAGUGUGUUAAAUACUGAACGAGGACCACCGCUACGGGUAAACACUGAGACACCUUCCAAUUCACUGACUGUUGAUUAUCAACAGCCUGUCCGUGGUAAACCACGGAAUGUUCUUCGGAGGAAGGCACCGACUAUUGGUCAACACACUGGGAAUAACAAGUCAAUCACCGAGGGGACAAAGCCCGAAAAGCUAAAUGUUAUGAUUCCAGAUACUACCCCUCCGGACCAAGUCAUGGAUGGAAGUUCCCCACUCCCGCGGCGUCAAACCGAGUCUAUAAAGGAAACAUUUUCGCCAUACAUACCUCAGGAUACAACUGUGGGAGGAACCCCCGAACAGCAUGCUCACAAUGGACCAAAGGAGCUUGCAAGUCUACGAACUACUAUCAAUACGCAAAACCUACCUCCUCCAACGCCUAUAUUCGCCUCGGCCAGUAGUCCAUCAACAAGAUACUCUGGCUCACCGGGUAUGUGGAGUAGGACAUCUACGCCCACAUCCUUAUCUUCCUAUUCCCCAGGAAUUGUACAACCGGUUAAGGCCGUACCCCGUAUCAGACAACCAAGCCCAUCUCAAACCAGACUUCCUGUCUCGUCGCGGCAGGCACAACAAAUAUCGCAAGAACAUUCAGUCCAGUCGAGGGCUAACAAGUCCCCUGGUUCCGUCCCAGAGCUGAGCGCAAACUCUUCUUGUAAAAGCGGAAGUCAGGAUUCUGCAGUGAAAGGGUUGACAGUGGAUACUUCCACUAUUUCUGGCAGCCUUUCCUCUAGGAAAACAGUCGCCAAGUCUUGUCUCCCGAGAAAGACACAAGAGAAGGCUGUCACAGAGUCCGGCUCCUCAAGCAAAGAGACCUCCCAAGCUAUUCGAUCACCUGAGAGCACUAAAGUAAAUGGAGCCCAGGAAAUUGAAAGCAAUGCUACGCACAUACCAGCACGACCAAGUAGGGAGGGAACACAUAUGUUGCAGGUGGAGCCGUCACCCGUUGUCCGAAGUAACCUGUUACCUGAUACAGUGACAAGCCAUAAAAGACGUCCAUCAGUGGAAAGCUCAUUCACUUCUGAGAGACUUCCGCCAGGCUCCAUUCAAUCGGCGUCAACUUCAGUGGAUUCACUACCGUCGAGGAGUCCUUCUCAACUGCCUUCCCGUCUGUCACCUGAGCUUUCAAGAAAACCCCCACGGGCCUCAAUAAAAGAAACAAAGGCGCGACCGGCACAUCAGACACCGACAAGCCCAUCCAAGAGUCGAAGAUUUGGGCUGUUCACCAAGAAGUCCAAGCCUGAAUUGGAAACACAAUCGUCUGAAGGAAGUCGUACAGCUCGAAAGGGCCCAUCUGCGGGAACAGGGCACGAAGGAUACGGCAAGUACGCACAACGCGGUCGAAGGACAAGCGUCACCAGUAGCGGGUCUAGGACAAGAUCAACUAGCACGGUGAGAAGUGCAUCUAGAUCUGUCUCUAGUAAAGGAAGCAUGAACAGUCGCCCAGAAAUGGAACUCGAUGAUUUCUUGCUUGAUCGUCUCGAACCUGUCUUUAUCAAUGGUGGAGGUGUUGAUGGUACGGCAUUGGCUCGAACACAGAGUGAGCAAAGCUCAAGUGGCCUCAGCACAAGCUCUGCCACGAGCCUACCCCAGGAGGCCACAACCCCAAAGCCCUACGGCUAUUCCACCGAAUCAUUGACGUCGUCGACCAAUACCAUUGGUAAGCUUGAAAAGACCGGUCAGGAAACCACCCCAGAAAAGAACGUGCGGGCAGCCCCUGCAUCUAUUCACCAGUCAAAGACUCGCUAUACUGAAAAUUUGGAGAAGCCAAUUUCAAGCUCACAUGUCGGUUCUGAGAGACCACAACCACGUGCAAUUGGCUCUGGGCAACCUCGCCCAGGUGCUAGGGGUUCACCAAAUUCUGUGAAGACAAAUGGGGUGACGAGUCAGUCAAAUAAGUCACCCAAGAAAGGAUUAGGUCUCAAAUGGAAUUUUUUCCAGAAAAGCCGCGACACUAAAAAUGCCGAGAGUGAAGUUCCACUCCCACCUCAUCGUGUCCAAGCCACGGUAUCGCCAACAGCAGCAGCAGCAGUUCGUCGGCCUAUUGCGCAUUAUGCUUUGGUUGAUGUUGACUCUGACACCUUGGAGGAUAUUAUACGGAAUGUUGAAGAUUCACCGCCAACUGAGGAGGAAAAGAUAGAUACUCCAGUGGAGAUCCCAGCGGCCUUGAAUAUUAAGAGGCCUAGCGAAUCUAUUUUGCUGCCGUCCCCUCCUAAGCUGAACGGCGAAUUCAAGGCUUCUACGAAAGUCUACUUCAAUAGGGAUCCGGUGCCUCCCAGCUCCCCACAUCUAGCAGAACCCCCGGAAGAGCAGCGCCCAACACGCCUUGCAUCGGUCGGUCGGAUACCACGUGUAGUCUCGAGAAGAGACAGGCAGCACAAACCGGCUUUUCAAUCCUUCUCGAGGCCAUUCAGUAUGGCUGAUUCCCCUUCGAUCGCAGCUCCCGUGGCAACUACUCUAUCUGACUACUCGCCGCCGGGCUUACCCGCACUGGAGGCUCAAACAGGGACGUAUCAUGGGAAUCCGUCAAGCUUUGCCUUUGAUUUUACUCAACCAUUUGGCGACCCUACGGGCCGUAGCGUUUUGGACUUUCUUGCUGGACCUUACUCCUCGGACCAAUUCUUGACAUUCUAUCCUAGAAAGGAUUCAACGACGACCAUAACAAGUUCAAGUGGCUCAGAGAGCCUAGCAGCAGUCACAGCUGUUAUCCCGGAGCCUGAGUCGGCUUUAACUGAGGAUGAAGUAUGGGGAGAAUAUGAUGACCUCAUUGACCAUGUUCUCUCUCCUGAAACUGCGAGGGCUCGUUGUCCAGGUGAUUCAGAGGCGGAUGAGAAGUUUGAACUGGCCGCUAUGGCAAGUAGAGCUCUUCAAGCUGAACUCAACGGACUCUCCGAUCGCCAGGCGUUUUCCACAGCUGUUGAGAACCCGGCUGUAGCACUCACUCCGGCAUCUCCAACUUCAAGCACCGGGUCUUUCCACCUGAGGCGAUCCAAGAUUGCCCCAACUCUACACUCGUCACUUGUGCCUUCUAGUCAACCCUCGUUUAGUGACAUAAUUGCCUGUUACCAUAAUGAUGGAAGUGUAGAAAGCCUACAUGGGGAGAACCAACAUAAUUUAUCGACCCCAUCCCUGUCCAUUGAGCAGCAGUCCAGCUUCCUCACAUCGCCUUCUUUGAAUCCCUCACCAAGCUUCGAAACCUGUCGGCAACGAAAUACAAUUUUGUUUGAUAUCGCUGAGCGUGACCGGGAGGGACCGACAGCACAAACCAACAUCAGAUCGGGGUCACUCAUGACUAGUCGAUGGUUGUCCUUCGGAAGGGUUCUAUUCAGCCCUGCACAUAAUCACAUCAAAACCGGAGAGGAAGAGCGGAUCCUAGUAGUGGAUGGACUAGGAAACGAUGACUGGUCGUUUUACUGUGCUUUGACAUAUCCUAAUGCAGAAGUGUACAACCUGAACGAUGCACCAACUCCGACAGCAUCCAAACAUCCAGACGCCUGGCAACCGCCAUCAAACCACCACACUAUCCACCAUGCAAGCCUUGAGGAUCGAUUUCCAUUUCCUAAAAGAUACUUCGCAGUGACUGUUCUGCGCUUCCCCGCAGCAUGCUCCGAAUAUGUUCAAGAUAAUAUCAUCUCAGAGUGCAAGCGUGUGCUGCGCCCCGGGGGCUACAUGGAGAUGAGUCUACUCGAUCUCGACAUGGUGAAUAUGGGGAUCCGCACCCGAAAGGCUGUCAGAAAUCUGAAGGAGAGGACCUACCUAACAGACCCCAGUAUCAGCCUCAAGCCUUCAAGCGACAGCAUACAACGCCUUCUGGGACGACACGGGUUCGACAAUCUACGACGCUGUAUGGUACGGAUUCCAGUCGCAGGAAUGAUCGUGAGAUCAUCAGCCUCGUCCUCAUCCACAUCAUCCUCGAAUCCAUCCACAUUAGCGGUGACAGCCACCUCCUCAACCGCACUGUCACACCCCUCCAACUCAUCGAUAGGCGCCCAGGCAAAAGCCCAUAGCAAAUCAUCCUCCAACGACACCGACCUAUCCCUCGGCGAUCUCCUUUCGGACCCAUUCCCUUCCCCUUCCAACGACGAAUCCAUCCGGAAAAUCGUCGCCAGAGUCGGUCGCUGGUGGUACACAAGGUGCUAUGAGAUACCCGUCCUAGCGAACGGCGACGCAGGCCUCAGCAUCUGGUCCGAUAAGAAGGUACUCCGCGAAUGCCAGAAGCGAGGCACCGGGUUUCGGCUCUUAAUCGCAUAUGCACAGAAGCCGAGCGAGAAACGCAGAACAGCAAGCGUUUAGACGGCAAUUCUUGCCGCUCAUGAAAUUUCAUGAUAAAUUA
Molecule: messenger RNA, 5032 nt
Organism: Aspergillus caelatus
Lineage: Eukaryota; Fungi; Ascomycota; Eurotiomycetes; Eurotiales; Aspergillaceae
Exons: 2
Coding region: 346-4992 (1548 amino acids)
Source: RefSeq, a predicted model, not a curated record